Molecule: messenger RNA, 1002 nt
Organism: Hyalella azteca
Lineage: Eukaryota; Metazoa; Arthropoda; Malacostraca; Amphipoda; Hyalellidae
Exons: 6
Coding region: 48-827 (259 amino acids)
Source: RefSeq, a predicted model, not a curated record
AUCACCAGAUAGUUUUACGAGCUAGCUGGUUCUAUCAGAAGAUCAAGAUGAUGACUCUUUUCUGUGCAAUAUGGAGCUCAUUCCUGGUUCUUGCUUCAAGCUCUCCGAUUGAAAAAGAAAUCACAAGAGCGGACGACCUCCGGUACCUAAUAGGUUAUUCCGAGCCCUAUUCGACCGGCGUGUCCUACACGUUCACCGAGUACGUGCCAGACUUGAGCGUGGUGAUGAUGGACGAUAUCAUCGAUAGCGUGUGUGGGACUGGAUUAUGGAUACUGUAUGACUCCAUCAACUACGACUCUAACCACGAGGUUUGCGUUUAUGAGGGAGUAAACGGCUGCGGGACUUGGGACACAUUCUGUUGGAAUGUGGGAUCUUCGCUCAGAUAUGCCGGCAGUCCAUCGGGUAUCAACAAUGACUACUACAAUUUGUACAAAGGCACAACUCUACGCGGUGAGGAAUUCCGAGGCGCCACAGACGCUGCUGACUUGGGCAUCUUUGACCUCACCAUCUCAUCAUUAGUGGUGACUGGCCAGUCAGCGUGGACAUUCUAUGAAGGCCUUAACUUCUCGGGGUCCGCCGUGUGCGUGUAUGCAGAUCAGCACAUCUCAAACAAUGGCACUGAUCUCGACUUUAUACAUGUUUUAGCGUUGAGUGAGAUCGGCCUGCCCAACAACUCCAUCAGGUCUGUGAAGCGCGGCUGCCACGCCGAGCGCGUGGUGGGAGCGCCCCUGAACGGCACUCGAGGCGGUGGGAAAACGUCCAUGACGUCAGCAACUGAAGAGAUGGACGCGAUGUCCAUCACACGCGUACACACAGUGCAUGUGUAGCGCAUACAUGGUCAUGAUGUUUAUUUUCCACUUCUUGUGAAAGAACUAAUUGUAAACGCGUCAGCUUACAUAUACUGAUAAGCUGCAAUAUAGUGUUGGACAGAUAUAUGUUUUUUUUAUUUGGAAUGUUCAUUUGUAGGUAUUUGAAACUCUUGGAAUGGAAACAAGAAUUUGG